Molecule: messenger RNA, 6220 nt
Organism: Bolinopsis microptera
Lineage: Eukaryota; Metazoa; Ctenophora; Tentaculata; Lobata; Bolinopsidae
Exons: 9
Coding region: 1451-6202 (1583 amino acids)
Cellular component (GO): plasma membrane
Molecular function (GO): protein binding
Source: RefSeq, a predicted model, not a curated record
AGGAUGCUUUCUACGGAGCGUUUGUGCUCGAUGAAUAUAAUGGAUUAAUGUACAUCAGAAACCAUGAAUAAUAUCGUGGGGUUUCUGACUAAAGUAUCCUUUUUUGUGACUGUCCUCUCUAUUGCUUCUGCAACAGAUGAAGGUCAAUGUCCUGCUUCCCAUCCCAACGUCUAUGUCGACGGAAAAUACUGUUGUAAAUCGAACAAGGAAAAAGUUAUCGCUGCUCACGGUACCAAGUGUGACGGCAGUGUGAUUCAGAGAGACAGUUUGUGCUGCGAGGGAGACGAGUACAUACCUUUGCCCAUUGAAACCUGUCAGGGCGACCGGGAAUCUCAGCCAGAGCAAAACUGGAAGCCAGCUCCUCUUCAAACAUAUAUUGAUUAUGACCUCAGCCAGAACGCACUUCACCUAAAAAUAAAACCAACCUAAAGUUCCAGAGUGGAACUACAUAACUCUUAACCACUUUGACCGGGAAUCCAGUAAAUACAGUGCAAAUGUUUCUGUAUCUCUGUGGUUACAAGACUCAGAAGAUUCGAGCUAUGCUUACGCAAAGCUCUACCCUUGUGCAACCACUUCAAAGUAUAUCUCUAAUUGCCAGCAUGAUAAGGAUGGAUUCUGGUUCUUCUCGCUAACCCAAAAUGGCUCCUCUAUCGAUGUUUCUUGUAAUUGUAAUGGUGGAAAUACGGUUGCUUUUGAUGAUGGCUGCAAAGGUCUCGUUCAAGACAUCAACACAGUUUACUUGUCGGCUGGUUUUGGGAAGGGAGAUAUCUUCUAUCAGAUAGCUCCGCAGUGGAAGGUGGCUCCUCUGGAAAGUCUCAUCAGCCACGAACUGGAUUCGGCACCGUUAGAAUUGAAGAUACACCACUGGUUCAAAGGGACAAAGUUUAUCAAGUUUUUCAGGCGAUGGGAGCAUACUACGGAAGCUUACAAGUUGAAAUUAUUACUGUCACUUGAAAGUCAGCCUAAGUUUUCAAACAUUUUAACAAACUGUACUUUUGAAUUGGACAAAAAUGGCAAAUUUUGGAAGUUUACCUUCAAUAAAACAAAGAGCGGUUCAUUGGAAUUGCGAUGUAACAACAAUGAUGACGUUUUUACUGUAUGUGAUGAAUCCUGCAGUUACAAGCUUGUGGAUAUUGAUAAGAUAAGUCUAUCAAAGGAAUUUGGACAAGGAAAAGUUCACUAUCUUCAAAAGCAUACAGAAACAUCACCGGCCCAAUUCUUGCCUAAUUCAAACUGGAGAUCGCCACUUGGUCAGGAUAUUUUUUAUCCUCUAGGUAAUAUCCCUUUACAUCUUCGUAUACGACCACCUGCACCACUGACUUGGAAUCAUAUAUAUUUCAAAUCACAAACAAGACCAACUCUUCUACUGCCAAUCUCAAUUUUUGUGAGCGAAAAUAGAGUUUCUAUCCAUAGCAGUGGGCGUGAUUGUCCUGCGCACUCAAACAACAGGAUGGUCUGUGCAUCUAAACCCGCCAGUCAGUGGAUUGACCUUACAUUUGCGCAAGAUGACAUCUCCUUCGAUGUUUCUUGUGAUGAUGGCAAACUAACUAUUUUCAAGAGAGAGAAUGAAUGCAGAGCGGUACAUGGCACAUUCGAUAUUUUCAGAAUAUCGGAGUUAUCCAGAGCAAAUUCGGUAAUUUACAAAAAUGCUCCACCGUAUUGGGAGAUGCCAGUGGAAAAUACAUUCAUACGUCAUCCUCUGGAAGAAUUCCACUUGAACAUGAAAAUGGCAACUUCGCCAGAAGGUGUUUGGCGUGAAUUCAAGUUCUUCUCUACAGAUUAUGCAAUAAAAAUGACCAUACACUUUUACGUGACUCAAACUGGGGUAUCGCAUGUAAAUAUGGCUACCUGUGGAACAGAAUUUAGAGCAUUGGAAUCCUGCCAAGUUGAAGAUGGACGAUGGGUUUAUUUGGUAUUGGAGAAGUUUGGAGAUCUAGCCUUACACAUAAGUUGUAAUAGCGGACGUCCAGUGAUAUUUGGUAAAGACUGUGUCAGAAAAAUUGGCAACGAUCUCGUGUACUUUUAUCCUUAUUUCACAGUUUAUGGGUCUUUCAUGUACCAAGUCGGCAACCUAGCAGAAGAUAGUGACCAACCAAUCUCCUUGCUAUGGAAAACACCGAUGCCAGACCAAUACAUAAGCCAUCUCCUUGACGAAUCAGCCAUAAAUCUUAAGAUAAAACCCCCAAAAAGUAAUGGGUGGAGACAAGUGAGCUUUUUCACGUCAGAUUACACAUAUAAACUUACGAUAAACCUGUUAACUACUAACUCCGGCAUUACACAUGUUGCUGUAGAUAUCUGCGGGAAUGAUCUCAGAGCUCUAGAUUCGUGUCUUGUGAAUGAUGAGUCUUGGGUGAAUUUGGUGAUCGAGAAAACAAGCCUGUCCGUUGAGAUCAGUUGUGAUGAUGGGGAGCCAUUGGUUUACGGUGAAGAAUGUGCAAGGAAAUUUGGUGAUGAUAGUGCGUAUAUAUUUCUAAAAAGUUUUGGACUAAAAGACGGAUCCGGAUCCGUAUUGUAUCUUCUCCCAUACUAUGAAGAAGAAGAUUCGACGCAAACAACACCAACUGACUGGACAUGGACAUAUUACAAACAAAAUGACUAUAUCUAUCUUACAUCCUCUCCUCUUGAGCUUAAAAUAAAACCAUCUUCUUCAUUGGGGACUCGUAAGACCAAGAUAUGGAUGGCAAUUCACUUUUAUCAUACAUACUAUCAAAGUAAUAUGUUGACGUUGCACCUCUACAUAACAAAGUUUGGGAUUUCUUCAGCCAGAUUGUCAUGCUCAGGGACACAAACAACAAAGGUUGUGCAAGGAUGUAACAGGCAGCCAGGAAAUUGGUUACACCUGUCAAUUUCACAAUCAAGUAAUAUUCUGGGUAUUUCCUGUAACGGAAGGAAAGUUGUUGAGUAUGGAGCGGAGUGUAGUGAGCAACUGGAAAGAAGUUUUAAAGUGGCGAAUUUAGACGGACUCUUACUUGAAUCCUACGAUGUGCAGUAUGCUCCAUAUAAAGGUUUCACAAACUUGGAACCUCUACCGUCAAAUUGGAAAAGGGCACCUCUACAUACAUCAAUUCCUCACAACUUGGAAGAAAAUGCGCUACAUUUGAAGGUGAACAAUACUCCCAUUAAUGGUGAACAAGUCAUUUCUCUACUCACACCCACCAGAGGAUCCACCGAUUUGCAUAGGAUAUCAAUCCGAUUCGUCGACUCAGUGCCAUUUGUGGUAAUGUAUUGGUGUAAGCCAUACAUGAACAAAUUCCUCUCUAAAUGUGAACUUCUUGAUGAUGGAUACAGGUAUUUUAAAGUAGUAAAGAAUGUCGAGGACCAAACCUUGGAGGUAUCCUGCAACGGAGACGUAAUUCUUUACACAGGUUGUACAGCGAUAAUGGCGGAUAAUUUAGCCUGGGUUCGACUCAGCGGAGACUUUGGGACUGUCUUUUAUCAGCCUGAAGAACGAGAUUACCAAGACUGCUCAGUGGAGGAAGUUGGUGUAUCCGGGAACGUAUUUCUGAAGGAGUCUUGCAGAUACGACAACAUGGAUUGGUUUAGAUGUCACAAUGCAAAGGACACCUUGUACAGUUUCAGUUCUGUGAAAAGCUCAUACGAAACGUGCUGGGAACAAGUGUAUGAUACGCUCUGCCCAGAAGACCCUAAAUUCUACCAAGCAUGUGGUCAUGCUGGCUGUACUGCUCUUGUAGGGAGCGAUAUGGGGAAUGGGAAAGGGGCUCAGGUUCUUUGUAAAACUUAUUUGUGUCAUGAAACAUCAGGACAUAAGUUAAUACGUGCAGGAGCACAGUCUUUGCAGAAAAACGGUUGCAAUGGUGUCUUUAACUGCCAGAACACAGACAUUGACGAGCAUUUCAAGUGUGCCGCUCAAAAUGAGACCGGAAACAACAACACAGAAACAACACAUAUCCGAGCCGAAGAAGAAAACCUGGAAUUUUAUAGUUGCAAGGAUAGUUCAAUUCAAAAGUUGCAUCCUAAUAAAACGUGCGAUGACACAUGUGAUUGUAGAUUCUGUGAUGAUGAGAAGAACUGUAAUGGUAUAUCUUACGGGGUGGAGUGUCAAAGAACAUACAAUAUGGGAGGAUAUGUGGAAAGUUAUGGUAUAUGUAAUGAUGAUGCUUCCUGUAUGAGCAAUAAGGAUGAGGAAGGUUGCAACUCGGGUAUAAAGUGUGCCUCAGUGGGAGGGAAGAGUGCGGAAAAACGCAGAAAGUUGGCUGCCUCCCAAAUCUGCGCAGUUCCAAACAGUAGAAUAGUUUGUUCAGACGGGAUGGAUCAAGUGAACUGUUUGGAUAGCAAGAGAGUUGCUCUGACUUGUAGGGUGAACAACAUAACUGCAAGUGUUUCCAUUUUCGGAGUUUGUAAAGGUUUCAACAUAUGUGACGAUGCAUAUGACGAUAGGUGCGAAGAAAUUGAGGCUGGGUGCAUUGUUCACAAGAACCAACUUUGUGACGGCGUUUCCAACUGUCCGGAUGGGUCAGACGAAGCAGAGGACCUAUGUGGUAGCCGUUCCGUCCUUAAUUGUACGCGUAGAGUCGACCUGAGGCCAUCAUAUGACAGAGAAUCAAACAAAAGAUCACUUCCGAUACUAUUCGACUGGGUGUUCGAUGGCGUCGAGGAUUGUGAAGAUGGGAUGGAUGAAAAGGAACAUGAUGAAAAGGGACAUGAUGAAAAAGAACAUAACGAAAAGGAACAGUUCUGGAAAAAAUGCGGUACCAACUAUUGGACCAAUUACAUCGACAUAGACAAGGAUUCCCAGCAAGAGUGUCCCCUGGUGUUAAAGUGCUCAGAUAGAAGCAACUAUGUGAAAUUGACCAGUUUAUGCGACACUGUUAACAGCUGUGGUACCGAGAAUGAUAUGUGCGCUAAAGCAAGGGGCCAAAUCGCUUUGACCAAAGAAAUUGGAGUACAUUCGAUUGGAAAACAUAGUAUGGAACUCAAAACUUUCCCUCGCUGCAAGGAAGGAUUGAACGACUUCCGACAUGAAGCACAGAUUGAUUGCUCAGGGGCCACAAAAUUCACGCACAUUCACUCGACUGUCGCACAAUAUAUGCACACUACUGAACUUAACGUUCCUAAUCAGAUUGAAAGCUGCCAGUAUUACUACGGAGAGUAUUAUGUUUAUAUGAGCUGCUCAGGAAAAUGCAGCGACGCUUCGUGUCCUCUCAAGCACGUGCCAGUUGACACGUGCAUCAACACUAACAAGAGGGUCUACACGAUAACCGAUCAGAAUGAACUCACUGUCCUUUUCAAAGAACAUGGCAAAUACCACAAUGAAAUAUUCCCCUGCAAGAACAAGAACUGCGUGCUGUAUAGACAAGUCUGUGAUAUGAUCAACGAUUGUGGAGAUUGGAGUGAUGAACUGGACUGUUCCAACCACUUUAUGUGCCAGAACAAAGCUACUGCUAAAACUGUGGUCCCUCUAUCGGCUCUUUGUGACGAUGUUUAUGACUGCGCUGACUAUUCAGAUGAGUGUAAUACUCAGUGUCCAACUCCAAAGCGAAUGAUCUUAGGUAACUUAGCACUUGAAAUAUUUUCCUGGAUGACUGGUGGAUUAUCGGCGAUACUCAAUACAGCAGCAGUGUGGAACUCCGUGAACGAACUAAGAAAGACCAAAACUUAUCCCGCUUUGAUAACCUGGGUUAUGGUACUGUUAAUUUCCUUGAGUGAUUUGCUGAUGGGGUGUUAUCUGCUAACAAUCGCCUACCUAAAUCGAUCUUAUGGAACUGGAUAUUGCAAAGAAAAGUUUCACUGGCUAUCAGCUUCAGGGUGCAAGGGUUUAGGGGUCGUCAACACGAUAGCUUCACAGGUUUCUCUCUUUUCCAUGGCAGCCUUGAGUAUAAGCAGACUGAUAACCGUGUCAUCUCGUAAAACUGUGGCAGAUUUAGCCAGAACAACCAAGUCAAUCUUAAAAGUGACUUUAACGGCAUUCGCCGUGAUCUUCUGCUCCACAGUCAUUGCCCUGGUUCCUCUCACACCUGCAUUAGGUGACUACUUUGUCAACGGGUUAUACUACCACGAGAACCCUCUCUUCACUGCUUCUGUUUCUAAGUCUACUCAUUAUUCUGUGUUCGGAUCUUACUAUGGGAGAUACAAAACUGGGCCCCUUACCUGGCAAACUAUUCAACGUAUAACCGCAACUAUGUUCUCAGACGAUCAAGGAGGUAAUUUUAAAUCUUUAAAUUGCUUUCAGAACAGUCCGUGAAUCGGGGUUUUGAAAAAU